This is a messenger RNA of Myzus persicae (green peach aphid), 2243 nucleotides long. RefSeq lists its product as uncharacterized. The transcript has 4 exons. NCBI's taxonomy places the organism in Eukaryota, Metazoa, Arthropoda, Insecta, Hemiptera, Aphididae. The record is from RefSeq and is a predicted model, not a curated record. The coding region runs from base 29 to 2212 and encodes 727 amino acids.
UUGGAGAAGUAUCGAACUACAGGAAGAAAUGCCAAAAAAACCGUACAUACCAACUCGCCUAUUAGAGAGAUCAAGUCAGUUACGGCGACUUCAAAAUCAAAAAAUAAACAUAACCAUAACCCAACAUUCAGACAUACUACCUCAGAAUCAUUCACAAUCACCAUUAAUAGAGCAUAUAGAAUUGGAAACUACCAAAACAACAUCGCCUGUCCAACUGCAAAUUGAACCAAAUGAUAUCAUAGACCAUAGUAAGAAUCUUGUACAAUGUUUACCACCCAUUUCAGUAUUAAAUACAUAUACUUUUAAAGAAAAAUUAGCUCGUUUAAUUAUUGAUGGAAAUAUACCACGGAAUAAAGUAACUGAAUUACUGCACUUAUUACAUAAUGUUGAAGAUUUAAAUGAGUUAAAGAAUCUACCAUUAGAUUCUAGAACUCUAUUAAACUGUCCUAAAUCUGGUAGUGCAUCUAUUAUUCCAAUGGAAAAUGGUCAAUAUUUUCAUUUGGGACUAAAAGAAGGUUUAACACACUUAUUGCAACAGUAUCCAUACUUGAAACAAUUAAAUAUAUUACCUGUUUGGAUAGCAAUAGACGGAAUACCAAUAUUAGGUCAUGAAUUUUGGCCAAUUAUGGGAGGUCUAAAAUUGGAUACUGAACAAAUUCUUCCAUUUGUGAUUGGAGUUUAUUGUGGGGACAAAAAGCCAGGAAAUGUCACGGAAUACUUGAAACAACUAAUUGAAGACAUUAAUCAUAUUUUAGAUGAUGGAUUUGAGUUAAAUAAUCAAAUAUAUAACAUCAAACUUAUGGGGUUUAUAGCUGAUGCACCUGCCAGAAGGCCUCUGUCUCUUAAAGGAUCCAGGGCCACCACGUUUCUCGCUACGCCACUGACACUAAGGUCAUUUUUAAAGUGUAUCAAAGGACACAUGGCUUAUUUUGCUUGUGAAAAAUGUACAGAGGAAGGAUAUUAUACAGAGAAUCGUAUGUGUUUUCCUGAUGGCAAUGCAAAUUUAAGAGAUGACAAAUCAUUUCGUGAGAAAUUGCAGCCAGAACAUCAUACAGGAGAUACACCUUUACUAUUAAUACCAUCUUUAGGUUUGGUUACAAAUUUUCCAUUAGAUUACCUACAUUUAUGCUGUUUAGGUAUUAUGAAAAAGAUAAUUAGACUUUUAGUAAAUGGAUCGAUCAAGCAAACUGGAACUUUUGGAUGUGUAAGACUUCCUUCAAUAAAAAUUAAGGAAAUAAAUAAAAGGAUGGAAACAAUAGCACCAUUUUUGAGCACAGAUUUUGCUCGCAUACCGUUGUCACUAAAUAAAUAUCGUGAUUUUAAGGCAACUGAAUUAAGACAAAUAAUGUUAUAUACAGGGACAUUAAUAUUUAAAAACAUUGUACCGGAUCCUAUCUACAAGAACUUUAUUGCAUUUUACUGUGCAAUGCGUAUACUUUCAUCACCUAGAGCUACAAAUAAAGAUGAGAAUAAAUUUGCAGAAUCAUUAAUAAGAUAUUUUGUUGACACUUUUGGAAUUAUAUAUGGGACUUUUUUAAUUUCAUACAAUGUGCAUUCAUUACUUCACCUUCCCAAUGAUGUAUUAAGGUAUGGAAACAUAAAUCAAUUUAAUGCGUUCUGGUAUGAAAAUUUCUUAGGCCGAUUAAAAAGGUACUUAAAAUCUGGAAGAUAUGCAAUAACUGAAUUGUACAAUAGAAUUAUUGAAGAUAGAUCAGCAAGGGAAGAAAAAUAUUUGCCAACUAGCAACAGUUUUCCAGUUUUUAAAGAAAAUCAUAAUAAUGGACCACUAUUAAAUGAGCAUGCAAACUGUGAACAAUAUAUGCAUAUGAAAUUUGAACAUUUUAUUAUUCAAAUAAGAAAAUCAGAACAACAAAAUUUAUAUACUCAUCGAGACAACUGCAUAAUUGUAAUGGAUAAUAACAUCAAUAAUUACUUUAUAUUUGUUGUAGAAAAUAUUUUAGUUCAAAAAAAUAACGAGUUCAAAACAAUAAGUUUUAUAGGAAGAAAAUUUCAAUGCAUAAAUGAAUUUUUUGGAAACUCUGAUGGUAUUAGUAUUUCAUCAAUAAACGUUGGUGUGUAUUUAUGUAACUAUUUAGGACCGAUAGAACAUUAUGUAUUAAAUAAUAUGUCUAAUAUACAUAAAGCAUGUAUUGUGCCAAACGUUUCAUCAAACAUUGAAAGUUAUAUAGUUUUUAAAAUACUACAUUCAUAAAAAUAAGUUUUAUAGAUUGUAAAUGAAAUUA